This is a messenger RNA of Bufo bufo (common toad), 3517 nucleotides long. It is a transcript of the gene OCRL, whose product is annotated as OCRL inositol polyphosphate-5-phosphatase. Gene Ontology annotation, cellular component: membrane; cytoplasm. Bases 42 to 2774 code for a protein of 910 amino acids. Gene Ontology annotation, molecular function: phosphatidylinositol-4,5-bisphosphate 5-phosphatase activity; inositol phosphate phosphatase activity. Gene Ontology annotation, biological process: phosphatidylinositol dephosphorylation; signal transduction. The transcript is spliced from 24 exons. Lineage: Eukaryota; Metazoa; Chordata; Amphibia; Anura; Bufonidae. The record is from RefSeq and is a predicted model, not a curated record.
GCCUGACAGGGAGCGGAGGAGACAGACCUCUGACCGGAGACAUGGAGCGGCCCCGGCCUGGGGUGGACCCUGUGGUGGAGGGCACCGAGGUCACCCUGGGGAGAAGGGUGCCGUGUAUGCUGAUCCUGAACCAGCGGGGCGGCCAGUAUGUGUUGACCAUCCGGACUCCGGGUAAAUCUGCCGCCAAUGACGAAAUCUUCCCAAUAACGAGCAGCUUCAAAUGUGUUCAAGAAGCAGAAGAGACUCUUCUCAUUGACAUUCCUACUAACAGUGGCUGUAAGGUGAGAAUCCAGGCUGACCCCUGGUCCAUGGAGCGCUUAUUCGAGAUCCCAGAUGAGGAGCGGUGUAUAGAGCUGCUGAGCGAAAUGCGUCUCGUACAAGAAGCAGGUGCCAUUCGCAGUAAACCCGUUCGACCAGAUAAAAAAGAAUCAUCGAAUUGGUACCAACCAGCAGAGACCAUACAGAGCACCCCCGGGGCCCCGCCGCAGCCCGCGCUCUCAGGGAAACUGGGGUUUGACGAUGAUUUCAGCAACUCGAAUCACGUGAAAAGGAGAAAUCUGCAAAAUCAACAGCAGGGAUCGCGGAGAGAACCCCCGCCACCUCCGCCGCCGCCGCCCCCGGACAGAGCGCCGCCUCGGGACAGGGACCUGGACGGCUGGGGUCGACCCAAAAUGAGCAACAGUAUGAGGAAGCUCCUGGUUCCUGCCAGCCAGUCCGGGCAGCGAGAAGGGUUAAUCAAGCACAUCCUGGCGAAGAGAGAGGUGGACUACGUCAAUAUAGAAAACUACAGAUUCUUUAUAGGAACCUGGAAUGUGAACGGCCAGUCCCCUGAUGGUGGGCUAGAGCCGUGGCUGCACGCCGAUCCAGACCCUCCAGAUGUAUACGUGGUCGGUUUCCAGGAGCUGGACCUCAGCACUGAGGCUUUCUUCUACUUUGAUUCGGGGAAGGAGCAGGAAUGGCUGGAAGCGGUGGAGAGGAGCCUGCACCCCAAGGGCAAGUACUUGAAGAUCCGCCUGAUCCGUCUCGUAGGGAUGAUGAUGUUGGUUUUUGCCAAAAAGGAACAUUACCGUCACAUUCAGGAGGUCGCAGCCGAAUCUGUGGGAACUGGAAUCAUGGGGAAAAUGGGUAACAAGGGCGGGGUGGCCGUGCGCUUCGUCUUCCACAACACGUCCUUCUGCUUUGUGAACUCUCAUUUGGCGGCUCACGUGGAGGAUUUCGAGAGGCGGAACCAGGACUAUAAGGACAUCUGCGCGCGGCUGAACUUCUAUCUUCCAGAGCAGAACAACCUCUCCUUAAACAUCAUGAAGCACGAUGUUGUCAUCUGGUUGGGAGACCUGAACUACCGGCUGUGCAAGUACGACGCCACCGAGGUGAAGAACAUGAUCUCCAGGAACGACAUUAUCACGCUGCUGAAGUUUGAUCAGUUGAACAUCCAGCGGGAUCUGAAAAACGUCUUUGCUGAUUUCGCGGAAGGCGCCAUCAGUUUUAUCCCCACAUACAAGUACGACACUAAGACAGACCGGUGGGAUUCAAGUGGUAAGUGCCGGGUGCCCGCCUGGUGUGACCGUGUUCUGUGGAGGGGCAGCAGCGUCAAGCAGCUUAAGUACCGCAGCCACAUGGAGCUCAAAACCAGUGACCACAAGCCCGUCAGCUCGCUCUUCAGCAUCGGGGUUAAAGUUGUGGACGAACGGAAAUACAGGAAAUCGUUUGAGGACAUUGUGCGGAUGAUGGACCGGAUGGAGAACGAUUUCCUGCCGUCCUUGAAGCUGAGCAGAUCAGAAUUUAAGUUUAAUCAAGUGCGAUUCCGGCAGCUCCAGAAAGAGAAGUUUGUCAUCCAGAAUGACGGUCAGGUCCCCUGUCACUUCUCCUUCAUCCCCAAACUGAAUGACUCCCAGUACUGCAAACCCUGGCUGCGAGCCGAGCCCUGCGAGGGCUACCUGGAGCCAAAUGAGUCGGUGGAGAUCAGUUUGGACGUGUACGUCAGUAAAGACUCGGUGACGUUACUCAACUCAGGUCAAGACAUGAUUGAGGACAUCCUGGUCCUUCACCUGGACCGGGGCAAAGACUACUUCCUCACCAUCAGUGGCAGUUAUCUGGUCAGCUCCUUCGGGACGUCUCUAGAAGCCUUGUGCCGGAUGAAGCGGCCGAUCCGGGAAAUCCCAAUCACUAAACUCAUCGACCUGGGAGAAGACAGCUUCUCGGAGAAGGAGAAAGCUGUGAUGCAGAUGUCGGAGGACGUGGACGGUACUACUGACAAGCCCCUGAAGAUCCCGAAAGAGAUGUGGCUGCUGGUGGAUCACCUGUACAAGCAUGCCUGCCGCCAGGAAGAUCUCUUCCAGACCCCGGGAAAACAGGAGGAACUGCAGCAAAUCAUUGACUGUUUAGACACCAGCAUCCCGGACAACAUCCCUGGAAGCAACCAUUCUGUAGCCGAGGCGCUGCUGAUCUUCCUGGAGGCGUUACCAGAGCCGGUGAUCUGCUACGAGCUCUACCAGAAGUGCAUCGACUGCUCACACGACACGCGGCUCUGCCGGCAGGUGAUCUCCAAACUUACGCGUUCUCACCGUAACGUAUUCCGAUACUUGAUGUCGUUCCUGCGAGAGCUGCUGAAGUUCACUGCCGAUAACAACCUGAACGCCAACCUGAUUGCUACUGUGUUCACCAGUCUCCUCCUGCGGCCUCCACCAAACCUCAUGGGGAAGCAGACGGCGAGCGAGCGUCAGCGGGGGAGCGCUUUCAUCCUGGGCUUCCUGCUGGCGGCCGACGAGGAAUGAGCCAUUAUUAUUCCCCCUGGAACUUCUUCGAAGGAGUAAAAUAUACGGCACAAGACUGAGAGCUGCGGCUCCGGAGGGAGGUGGCGGGGACACCGCAGAGAGCGGAGACCCUCUACCUGGCAGGGGCGAGACACGGGUCACCUCUUGGGGGAUGUUAUCCUGGACAUUUCGGAUAUUUCACGUGUUGUCACUGGUGCCAUAGUCCAUGUCCGUUGUAUGUUCCUUAUUUAAGUGCCCUUGCUCCGUUCCGCGGCGCUUUGUCACGUGUCUGCCCCCAUUUCAUCUUAUUUAUACACUCGAACAGAUCGCAACGAGAGCGAAUCUGACUAAUCCAUUAUGAUGAAGAAAACUCUCCAGUGAAUUAAAUUAUUGCCGGUCCUUGGAAAACUGGGUGACAACCAAUAUGGCCGCCACAGCAACUCCACAAGUUAUCGCCCAGCUGUAAGGGCGGCCAUGUUGGGGGGGGGGGGUGACAGUCACCUAUCUUUCCCAGAGCGAAGAAACAGCUCAUGGACUCCACUUGACAGAAGACGUCUCGAGGAGUUGUAUUUACUGGGGACUUUUUUCAUUUUUUGGUCUUUUUUUUUUUUUCUCUCUCUCCAUAGAAGCUCACACAUUUUGUUGAAACACUAGCCGACUCCUCUAAGCCUCCCCGAUCCUGGGCUUGUCUUGUGCGACACACACUUAACACCCUUGAGUCUGGAGGCUCAGGUAGAAAAAUGGCGCUGAUGUGUCAAAAAAAA